Molecule: messenger RNA, 7218 nt
Organism: Dreissena polymorpha
Lineage: Eukaryota; Metazoa; Mollusca; Bivalvia; Myida; Dreissenidae
Exons: 11
Coding region: 141-1799 (552 amino acids)
Molecular function (GO): zinc ion binding
Source: RefSeq, a predicted model, not a curated record
CGCUGUUCAGUUAGAAAUUUCAUAUCACUUGUCUAUGUUUAAUAACAUUGUGUGGGUGUGUGUAAAACAUAUGCUUGGACAUAACUAUUUCAAGUUAUUUCAGAUUGUAAAAUCUUGUUUGUUGAAAGUGAAUUAACAAAAUGGCGACAUCUGGAAUUUCUAAAAAUUCUGAUGUGGUUAUGUAUUAUUGUUGUACAAUCUGCAAAACAGAGCGGUCUGUAGAAAUACAUGCAGAUUUUUACUGUGAAAAAUGUCUUAAAUACUUCUGCAGAACAUGUAUAAACUCCCACAGACAGCAUGGUAGGUGGUUCUAUAAAAAAUCUCCUUAUGGAAAGGAUAAAAUAAGGAAGUGGCCACUUUCUAAGAAGAUGGAGACUUCUCUUUUAAUAUGCAUCAUACACAAGCGUGAAAAGUUAACAAUGUUCUGCCCGGACCACAAUCAUCUGUGCUGCUCUAAAUGUGUUGAGCUUAAUCACAGACGAUGCUUACAAGUAACUCCAUUACCUCAGGCUGCCAGCGGGAAGUCAACCAACUUCAAGAACCUGUCUGUCAGCACGGAAAAUACUCUUUCAAAAAUGAAACAAUGUCAGACGUAUCAGGAGAACAUAAUGAUGUCUCUUAAGGUUUCAUACAAAGAACAUGAAAGGCUUAUUGUGGAUGGUUUGCGUGUGAAUAUAAUAUCGUAUUUACGCGAAUGUGAAACCAGCACAGUUAAUACAACACAUGAACAUAUGCAAUACCCUAUCAGUGAAAUGCGUGAGGGAAUCAAAAAUUUAUUAGCAGAUUUUGAGAAAAGCACUAUUAAGGAGAAGAAAGAAGAGCUAAACCUGAAACAAGCUCCUCUCAAGGUUGUGAGAAACAGCUGCAUUAGACUUCACUAUGAAUUGUUCCAUCUCCAUGUAGCCAUACCGAAAGUACUGGGUAAGCCUGAACUCUCUUUUAUUGCCAGUAAAAAAUGUCUGGAAAAUAUACAACAAUCUGAUAUAUUUUUAAAAGAGAACUUUCCAAACCAUGUUUUCACUGUGAAUGGGAAGUCUGUGCACAAUGUGAAAAUGCCAAGUGAUUCAUACAUAUGCUCGAUCACAGCAGUAUGUGCUCUCCCAAAUGGACAGGUCCUGGUUGCAGACAGAUUUAAUAAAAAAGUCAAGCUUCUGAGCCAGCAGUACCGUGUGGUGAGCCACUUGGAUGUGAGGGAUGAGCCACCGGACAUGUGUCUUAUCACACCCACUGAGGUUGCAGUGGCUGUGCAUGAUGAGGUCCAGUUUAUCACAGUAAGCCAGAGCCAGCUUGCCAAAAGCAGGAAGCUUAAGUUACAACAUGAAUGUACAAGUAUUGUACAAAAUCAGGGUAACCUAUAUAUCUGCUCUGGUACUGCUCUGUACAAGUUCACAUUGAGUGGCAAACUGGUCUCCUGGCUCUAUGGAGAUACAUCAGCUGAUUUAACAGUAUACAAGUGUGCUGUGAGUCCCACAGGAGACAGGCUGUACAUCACCAGCUGGGACCAGCACAAGCUUCUCACCCUGGCCAGGGAUGGCACACUCCUGGCUACAUACUCAGACCUAGCACUAGGGUGGCCAACUGGUCUACAUGUGACCCCUGCAGGCCAGGUGCUGGUCUGUGGAUACCUGUCCGACACUGUACUACAGGUGGGCUGGGAGGGAGAGAGUAAGCUGGCUACGCUGGCUACUCAGAAGGAUGGCAUGAGGUACCCAGUGUCAGUCUGCUUCAGCAGCUCCUCAUCAUCCAUCAUUGUGGGACUGAUGGGGAGUGACCACAUCCGGGUGUUCAGAGUGGAAUAGUGUGUACAUUGGCUGCUGAGUCAGGACAAGGUUGCUGAGGAUGUGGUGGACAAGGAUGACCGGAAUACACAGAAGGUGCUUGACCAAAUACAAGAGGCCGUCCCAUCAAUCAGUCGUUGAAGUCAGUUGAGAUGGACCAGAACAAGGCAGAAACUCAGCAACAUUUUACGCGCUGUGAGCAUGAGCAAUGUUAUCGAGUUGACGUGGCAACGGCACCAGUCGGACCCCCAGGAGCCUCAGUACAGGAAAACCCUUCCCCUCUCCUGAUCCCUAGCUCCUCCCCUUUGACCUCCUGCUUCAAAGCUUCAUUGAACAAUACCGGUCUGCUGGAAUAUCUGAGCAUGUUGAGUUUUCUCAAGCUGUUCUCAACAACUGCAAUGUCCGUGUUGAUUGAUCCACACUCGUGCCUGAGUAGUUAGUUAAGCUCCAGUGCCGGAGGUGGGUCAAGUAUUUCAGACACGCGGAGUUAUAGCAGUAGUUAUGGUAAUACCAACAGUCACUGAUUGUGGACUUCACAACGAAUAGUAUGAAGAAUUAAAAGUUGGAUAACUUGUUCCAUGCUUUGUUGGACUAACAGAGCAACAUCGAAUAAUGGUAGAAAAUCUAGAAACAGUUAAAAAGUUAUAGAUUGAAGCAUAAGCUUUCCACGGGGUCUACUUCUGAUUUCAAUAGUAGUAGCAUUAUGGACCAUCCUGAAUUUUCCACUUAUGCAUCCAAAAUGUUCAAAGUGAACGUGCUUUUUACGCAAUUGCUGACAAAAAAAACUUUGUUAUGAACACUCAUAGCACGAUGAAUACAUCAGGUGUGGUUCAGGCGCAAAUUCUUCCCAACAACAUUAACACGGUGCCUAAGGUGUACCCAUCAUGGUUUGUUACGAGCACUUCACACUCCAAGACAAAACAGCCACGCAUUGAACAGACACUUGAUAAAGCGUUGAAAAAUGACAGAAGUUUUGUUGUGUGGUCCAGUAUGCCUUUUGACUCCAACCCAACAUUAGGUAGAACUCAAACUCAGCCCUUAGCAAUCACAGCGAGGCCAGCAUGGCAUCUCACCUUCUUGACCCUCAGCAAAUAUUAUUAGCCAACAAUACAAACAUCGUUAAAGUAAAUGUCCAUGGAAAUCGGCGGCAACCCGUUCUUUAACAAAUACUAUAACUCGCUCAAGAAAUUAAGUAUGAAGACGUAUUUCAGCAGCCUAGCACACCACAUCUUCUCCAAUGUUGGCUACAUCAACACUUCGAACAGCAGAGCCUUGAAGAGCACCAUCAUCGAUAUUGAUUUGGCGCGGCAACAGCACCAGUCCAGCCCGCAUGAGCCUCAGUCAAGGACGAACCUUCCCCUCCACCUGACCCUAGAAGCCUCAGUCCACGACGACCCUUCCACUCGACCUGACCCUAGCGCCUCCACCUUGACCUACAGCCUCAAAAGAUUACAUUAUUAUCCAAGAAGAAGAACAUUGUUAAAGUAAAUGUUGAAAACAGUCCAAACCCCCUUCUCGCACAAAUACUACAAGUCGCUCGAGACAUUCAGCACGCCACCUAUGAACAUCUCACACAAAAACUACAACUCGCUCAAGAAAUUCAGCACGCCACCUAUGAACAUCUCGCACAAAAACUACAAGUCGUUCAAGAAAUUCAGCACGCCACCUAUGAACAUCUCCCACAAAUACUACAAGUCGUUCAAGAAAUUCAGCAUGCCACGUAUGAACAUCUCACAAAUACUACAAGUCGCUCAAGAAAUUCAGCACGCCACCUAAGAACAUCUCCCACAAAUACUAUAAGUCGUUCAAGAAAUUCAGCACGCCACCUAUGAACAUCUCCAACAAAUACUACAAGUUGCUCAAGAAAUUCAGCACGCCACGCAUGAACAUCUCGCACAAAUACUACAAGUUGUUUAAAAAUUCAGCAGGCCACGUAUGAACAUCUCACACAAAUACUACAAGUCCCUCAAGAUUCAGCAUGCCACAUAUGAACAUCUCCCACAAAUACUACAAGUCACUCAAGAAAUUCAGCAUGCCAGCUAUGAACAUAUCGCACAAACACUAAAAGUCGCUCAAGAAAUUCAGCAUGCCACCUAUGAACAUCUUGCACAAAUACUACAAGUCGCUCAAGAAAUUUAGCAUGCCACCUACGAACAUCUCCCACAAAUACUAAAAGUCGCUCAAGAAAUUCAGCAUGCCAGCUAUGAACAUAUCGAACAAAUACUACAAGUCGCUCAAGAAGUUCAGCAGGCCACGUAUGAACAUCUCCCAAAAAUACUACAAGUCGCUCAAGAAAUUCAGCACGCCACCUAUGAACAUCUCGCACAAAUACUACAAGUCGCUCAAGAAGUUCAGCACGCCACCUAUGAACAUCUCCCACAAAUACUACAAGUCGCUCAAAAUUAGCACGCCACCUAUGAACAUCUCCCACAAAUACUAUAAGUCGCUCAAGAAAUUCAGCACGCCACCUAUGAACAUCUCCAACAAAUACUACAAGUCGCUCAAGAAAUUCAGCAUGCCAGGUAUGAACAUCUCCAACAAAUACAAUAAGUUCCUCAAGAAAUACAGCACGCCACCUAUGAACAUCUCCCACAAAUACUACAAGUCGUUCAAGAAAUUCAGCACGCCACCUAAGAACAUCUCACAAAUACUACAAGUCACUCAAGAAAUUCAGCACGCCACUUAUGAUCAUCUCCCACAAAUAAUACAAGUUGUUCAAGAAAUUCAGCACGCCACGUAUGAUCAUCCCCUUGAAAUACUACAAGUCUUCAACAAAUUCAGCACAUCACCUAUGAACAUCUCACAAAUACUACAAGUCGCUCAAGAAAAUCAGCACUCCAGGUAUUAACAUCUUGCACAAAUACUACAAGUCGCUCAAGAAAUUCAGCAGGCCACCUAUGAACAUCUCCCACAAAUACUACAAGUCGCUCAAGAAUCAGCAUGCCACCUAUAAACUUCUCCCACAAAUACUACAAGUCGCUCAAGAAAUUCAGCACGCCACCUAUGAACAUCUCCCAAUACUACAAGUCGCUCAAGAAAUUCAACAUGCCACCUAUGACCAUCUCGCACAAAUACUACAUGUCUGUCAAGAAAUUCUGCACGCCACCUAUGAACAUCUCGCACAAAUACUACAAGUCGCUCAAGAAAUUCAGCACGUCACCUAUGAAAAUCUCCCACAAAUACCACAAGUCGUUCAAGAAAUUCAGCACGCCAUGUAUGAACAUCUCCCACAAAUACUAGAAGUCGUUCAGGAAAUUCAGCACGCCACCUAUGAACAUCUCACAAAUACUACAAGUCACUCAAGAAAUUCAGCACUCCACUUAUGAACAUCUCCCACAAAUAAUACAAGUUGUUCAAGAAAUUCAGCACGCCACGUAUGAUCAUCCCCUUGAAAUACUACAAGUCUUCAACAAAUUCAGCACGUCACCUAUGAACAUCUCACGAAUACUACAAGUCGCUCAAGAAAAUCAGCACUCCAGGUAUUAACAUCUUGCACAAAUACUACAAGUCGCUCAAGCAACUCAGCGUGUCACCUAUGAACAUCUUGCAUGGUGGCUUGGUGAGUCUGACUUCUGUCUUGUCAAGUCGCUCAAGAUAAAAUAAUCGGGUCUAACAGACAGAGCAGGUGCUGAGUGACUCGUCUGUUAACUUGACUGACCUCGAUACGUUGCUCUCGAAUAAUGAGAACCUGACGCACGAGGAACAGUGCUGUCCAACAUUCCCAGUUUUUGGUUGGCGACUUCACUGUCGGGACUCACACAAUCUCUGCCUAUAGCCCUGCUGCAGCAGCAGCAGCAACAAGAACAGGUUUUCAGUAUACAGAUAUGCAACUGGAGUGAUGAUAUGCCCUGAAGAUAUUUAUUAAUUAUACCCCCUGUUAAUUGGGGUAUAAAGGAAUCCCCUUGGACGGACGUCUAUAUGUCUGUCUUUCCAUCUGUUUGUGGGCGUUCACUUAACAAUUCAACGUUCAGCUUUCAAACUUUCAGUUCUUACAGGACCCCAUACAAUCACAGUUUGGUACUCAGCAGAAUUACAGGCUCUCUGGUGAGCUGGAGCUGGACGCCCAAGGACAAUUCCUGAGUAUAGGUGUCGAGCUCUUGGGCCAGGAAUUCGGGGCAAAGCUCAACGAGUCCUACCCCCAGGGUACAGCCACUCUAACCUUGGGGCUCCACACUUCCCUGCUCAGGGGCAGAGAUUAUCUAAUCUACAAGGUAGGUUGUAAUGCAAAACGUUUCACAGUCAUUCAAAUAAUUUUUGGUAGACUACGGAUAUAUUGAUGUUUCCACUAUAUGAGGUAAGGAGGGUAUAACGAUUUACCCUUAUUCGUGAUUGUGUCCAUCCUUUCAUCCGUUCUUUGAUCCCAUACUCUUGUGUGGCCGCCCUAACUAAAAACGUAUUGUGCUAAAGGGAUUCAAUCUUUGCAUUUAUUUAACAAUGCAUGUGAACUUGUGAACGUUCAUAUUUUUCUUAGAUUUUUCUGACAUAGUUGGAGAGUUAACCCCUUUUUUUAAAUCGUGUAGCGGUUAACUUAAACUUUUCGCUACUAGAGGCCUGAAACUUUCAAUGAAUUUUGGAAACUUUGGAAUCCACAGUCCAUCCGUUGGGGCCGUGUUUGUGUUCGUCUGUCAACGUUUUCGUUAAAGGACAUAUCCUCCUGAACCACAGAACAUAAUUUAAUGAAACCUCCCAGGAAUGUUCCCUGGGUGUUCGAAUUAUUCAUCUUUUUAUGCCCCCUUUCGAAGAAAAGGGGGUAUAUAGUUUUAGCACUGUCCGUCUGUCAGUCUGUCUGUCACACUUUUCCUGUCCGCUCUCUAAUUUAAAUAGUUUUCAUCCGAUCUUUACCAAACUUGGUCAGAAGUUGUAUCUAGACAAUAUCUAGGCCAAGUUCGAAUAUGGGUCAUGCAGGCUCAAAAACUAUGUCACGGGGUCAAAAAAACAAAUUCAAGAUAGUAAUAAGCUUUAAAUGGACAUAAUUAUAUGACCUGCCAAUUUAUAUAUUUUUGUUAAAUAAAUCAAAGCGGCGCAAACACAUCGUGGUAAAAGGUCAAGUUCAUCCUUCAGGGUCUAAGGUCAAACAAACAAAUCCAAGGGAAGUAAUAAGUUUUAAAGGGAGAUAAUUAUUCAAUAUUGAACAUAGCAACUUGAUAUUUGGCAUACAUGUGUAUCUCAUGGAGCUGCACAUUUUGAGUGGUGAAUCUACAGUCAUGGUAGUGGCUUUUAAUUAUAUGCUACUAAAAUAGAGAUUUGUUAGAGACAAUUAUUUUAAUGGGAAGUAAUUUAUAUAAUUAUACAUGUCAGAUUAUAUAUUUCCUUACCAACAAUUUAAGUUCUUUUCACAGCCAUUAACAGAUGAGCCAGAGCCAUAAAACUUGCCAUGCUGUUCUCAAUCAUCUGGGGUUGCUUCACAUUCAACACCCAUAAUCUUAGGUGUUAAGGUCAA